CCCAAAUUUUACAACAUUACUAUAAAUACCAUUUCUAUGCUUCAUCAAACCUCACACCUCCUCUCAUUCUUUCUCAUUUGAAUUUGGAACAAAAAGCAUUGCCAUUGUUGAAAUCUUUUGAAGAGUUGUUUGAGUUUUCAACAAAAAGAUGACUGUAGGAGCAGGAAUAUCUGUUGCUGAUGGCAACUUGAUGGUGUUGGGAAAGAAAGUUCUGACUCAUGUUCAUGAUAAUGUUCUUGUUACUCCUGCAUCUGGUGGUUCCUUGCUCAAUGGUGCAUUCCUUGGUGUUUCAUCUGAUCAAAAGGGUAGCCACAGAGUUUUUCCCAUUGGCAAGCUUCAGGGUUUAAGGUUUAUGAGUCUUUUUCGGUUCAAAAUGUGGUGGAUGACACAGAGAAUGGGCAACUGUGGAGAAGAAAUCCCUGUUGAGACACAGUUUUUGCUUAUUGAAGCUCACAAAGGUUGUGAUUUUGAUGGAGGGAUCGACAAUGGAGAAGAAGAACAUGAUGGUUCUACCUACGCGGUUUUGUUGCCUCUUUUGGAAGGAGAUUUUAGGGCGGUUCUUCAAGGGAAUGAUCGAAAUGAAAUUGAGAUUUGCGUCGAAAGUGGAUGUCCUGAUGUUGAGGAAUUUGAUGGAACUCAUUUGGUGUUUAUUGGGGCCGGAUCGGAUCCUUAUGAAGUUAUAACAAAUGCUGUCAAGACUGUUGAGAAACACUUGAAGACAUUUUGUCACCGCGAGAGAAAGAAGAUGCCGGAUAUGUUGAAUUGGUUCGGUUGGUGUACAUGGGAUGCUUUCUAUACCAAUGUGACUUCAGAAAAUGUGAAAGAAGGAUUACACAGUUUUGAGGAAGGUGGAAUUCCUGCUAAGUUUGUGAUAAUUGAUGAUGGAUGGCAAUCUGUUAGCAUGGAUCCCAAUGGUAUUGAAUGGAAAGCUGAUUCUGCGGCAAACUUUGCGAAUCGGUUAACUCAUAUCAAAGAGAAUCACAAAUUCCAGAAAGACGGUAAGGAAGGUCAACGGAUCGAGGAUCCUGCAAUGGGACUUCAUCAUAUUACCAAUGAGAUAAAAAAGGAUCAUGCCGUAAAGCAAGUGUACAUGUGGCAUGCAAUAACAGGAUAUUGGGGAGGUGUUAAACCUGGUAUUAGUGGCAUGGAACACUACGAGUCGAAGAUCACAUUUCCUAUCUCAUCUCCUGGAGUAAAAUCCAAUCAACCAGAUGAAGCUUUGGAUACAAUGGCCGUCAAUGGACUUGGUCUUGUGAAUCCUGAAAAAGUUUAUCACUUUUACGAUGAACUCCACUCGUAUCUGGCGUCUGCUGGUAUCGAUGGUGUCAAAGUUGAUGUUCAGAAUAUCCUUGAAACUCUUGGAGCAGGACAUGGUGGGAGGGUGAAAAUUGCAAGGAAAUAUCACCAGGCCUUGGAGGCAUCGAUCUCGAGAAACUUUCCUGAUAACGGAAUCAUUUGUUGCAUGAGUCACAAUACAGAUGGAUUGUAUAGUACAAAGCGUUCGGCCGUUAUUAGAGCAUCAGACGAUUUCUGGCCGAGAGAUCCUGCAUCGCACACGAUUCACAUUGCGUCGGUUGCAUACAAUACUAUUUUCCUUGGGGAGUUUAUGCAGCCAGAUUGGGACAUGUUUCAUAGCCUACAUCCAAUGGCUGAAUAUCAUGCUGCUGCAAGAGCUAUUGGAGGCUGUCCUAUAUAUGUCAGUGACAAGCCUCGAAACCAUGAUUUUAAUCUUCUGAAGAAGCUUGUACUUCCUGAUGGUUCUAUCCUAAGAGCUAACCUUCCUGGAAGACCAACCAAAGAUUGCUUAUUUGCUGAUCCUGCUAGAGACGGAAAGAGUCUUCUAAAGAUAUGGAACAUGAAUGAUUAUUCUGGAGUUGUUGGAGUAUUCAAUUGCCAAGGAGCUGGUUGGUGCAAAGUUGGAAAGAAGAACCUUAUCCACGACGAGAAUCCAGGCACAGUAACUGGCAUCAUUCGGGCUAAAGAUAUCGACUAUUUAUCCACAGUUGCAGAUGAUAAAUGGACCGGAGACGCCGUUAUAUUUUCGCAUCUUUGUGGAGAAGUAGUUUAUCUUCCAAAGGAUGUUUCUAUUCCGAUUACCAUGAAAUCGCGAGGAUAUGAAGUAUUUACAGUAGUCCCUGUGAAGGAUUUACCAAAUGGUGUCAAAUUUGCUCCUAUUGGCUUGAUCAAGAUGUUCAAUUCAGGAGGGGCUGUCAAAGAGUUCGGUUCUGGAUUUAAUGGAAAUGCAAAUGUUUCGAUGAAAGUGCGCGGUUGUGGCAUAUUCGGAGCUUAUUCAUCGGCUCGGCCGAAGUUGAUAAACAUUGAUUCAAAAGAGGUGGAAUUCAGUUAUGAGGAAGAAUCAGGAUUGGUGAGUAUUGAGUUGAGUGUUCCAGAGAAAGAGUUAUACCAAUGGAAUAUUUCUAUUGAUUUUUAAAUCAAAUACUUUAGGUAGGUCAGUAGCAGGAAAAUGAAAGAAUAUCACAAAUCUUGUAGCAACUUUUUUCACUAUAACUCAAAUCACACUUUUCAAUCCAUAAAGAUGCUGACGUGGUCAUUAGGAAUACUAACUGAAACAGUAACAAAGGCACCAUCAAAGGAAGAAUGUUACAAUUCUUUCAGCUCAAAAGAGGUCAACCAAAUUGAAGUUAGUAUAGCUCAUUAAGAGAUGACACACCAUUCAUUUUGAGGUUGGUAAAAAUUAUGUCAGUGAUAUAAAACCGUGACUAAAGGUUUAUUUGAAAAGCUUUGUCGGCGCAAAAUGCUACAAUGAUUGGUCCUGAAAAAAGAAGAAAAAAACAAUGUUUUAUCUAAUUCCUUCAUAUUGUGAAGAAAUAAAGAAAACAAAUUCUGGAAGUGUUGCAGAGGUGUUUACCACUUGUGCAGAUAACCGUUUUCAAAGAUUUUUUGUUUCCUUUUAUGUAUCAAUUCAUGGUUUUGUUAAUGGUUGCUAUUGGUGCAAUUACCUUAGCACAUUCCCUUCA
Molecule: messenger RNA, 2978 nt
Organism: Lathyrus oleraceus (garden pea)
Lineage: Eukaryota; Viridiplantae; Streptophyta; Magnoliopsida; Fabales; Fabaceae
Product: probable galactinol--sucrose galactosyltransferase 1
Exons: 13
Coding region: 149-2431 (760 amino acids)
Source: RefSeq, a predicted model, not a curated record